Molecule: messenger RNA, 2461 nt
Organism: Phyllostomus discolor (pale spear-nosed bat)
Lineage: Eukaryota; Metazoa; Chordata; Mammalia; Chiroptera; Phyllostomidae
Product: membrane cofactor protein-like
Exons: 5
Coding region: 106-927 (273 amino acids)
Biological process (GO): negative regulation of complement activation, classical pathway
Source: RefSeq, a predicted model, not a curated record
AAUGCACACAACAAUCACUUAAAACCUUGCCAACGAUCUUUCCCUUUAUUCUGUCCUACCUGCCUGCUGCCAGGCUAUAAUCCAAGGCUGGGUGAAAAGGAGAAAAUGCUUUACUUUCAUGUUCUCAUUCUGUUAUACCUAGAUGCCUGUGGUGCUCCACCAAGAUAUGUAUCUAUGAUGCUCCAAGGUGGUUCUAAGGACGUUUAUCAAGCUGGGGACAGUGUACAAUAUCAGUGUCGUCCAGGAUACAUGCGUAUUGUUCCUAGUCUUCCCGUGUCUUCUGUUUGCCGGCCUGAUAACACAUGGGAACCUCUCCAGGAAGCUUGUACAAAAAAACCAUGCCCACAACUAGGAGAUCCCACAAAUGGUCAAGUGGUCUAUGUAAAUGGAACUUACCAGUUUGGUUCACAGGCUCACUAUGUUUGUAAUGACGGUUAUUACUUAAUUGGGACAAAAAUUCUCCACUGUGUGCUUUCUGGAACUACUAUGGAAUGGAGUGGAAAUCCCCCACAGUGUGAAAAAAUUUUGUGUCAACCACCUGGACAAAUAGCAAAUGGAAUAUACACCAAUAGCCACAAGGACACAUUUGAAUAUAAUGAAGUAGUAAUUUAUGCUUGCAAUCCUUCAAAAGGACCAGAUGAAUAUUCCCUUGUUGGAGAGAGCAGGCUUGUCUGUACUGGGCAUAACCAGUGGAGCAGUGGCCCUCCUGAAUGUAAAGUGGUCAAAUGUCAAUAUCCAGUGCUUGCAAAUGGAAGACUGGUGUCAGGAUUUGGAAAAAAAUUUUCCUACAAGUCAAUGGUUGUACUUGAAUGCCUGAAGGGUUUUUACCUUGAGGGCAGUAACACUAUCGCCUGUGGACCUAACAGUACUUGGGAGCCUCAAAUGCCAACAUGUGUUAAAGGUACAAAGGGUGUCUUUUAUUUCUAGAUUUUAUUUAUCAGAUAUUAAAUAUCAGUGACACUGAAUAAUUGAAAAGAAGCAGUUUUUGUAAUUAAUGCUAUCUCAUAUUCAUUUCUGUGACAGGUGUAUGACAUAAAAUUUGUGCUUUUGUAGGUUCUCAGCACACUACAUACAUCACAUAGGUGUCUGUUCUUCAGCAUUUCUUAUGUGUAAAAAUGUAUAGCAAUCAUUUUUCAUAGUAAAUUGAAGCAUGAAAAUUUUUACCUAAUGGUUGAUCCUGUCUUUGUUAUUUUUUUCCAGUGUCAACACCUCUCAAUACAACACCUCUCAAUUCAAAACCUACAGUUUCCAGUGUCUCAGGUUUAGUACUUUCUGCUUGUAUUUUUCAAAAUUCUUUAACUGCCAGGUGACAUUAAAAAUCCUUUAAGUAUCUGGUAAUUUACACUCAUCCAUCAUUUUUAGUAAUGAAAGGAGAAAAGAACACAUUCACAGCCAUUGUAGUUGUUACACUUAGUCAUUCUACAACUAUUUGCCACAGUUUGCAGACAUUGGGACAAACGUGGGAACAAGUUAUAUAAACCUCAAAUGUGUUUUCUCGUCUGUAAAGUGAGUUAAUGCCUUCCUCACUGGGUGACAGUAGAGUUAAAGUGGGAUGCACUUGGAGCUCUUAGCAAAGUGCCUGUCAUGCAGGAAGCUCUUAAGGAAGUUCAUUUAUGACUUACAGCAUCACUCCAGUUAUAAUACUAGUAACGAGGAAGGCCCAUGGCUUUGUUUUUCAAUACACCUAUUUUCUAUGUCAUUAACUUUAUUAAUCUGUUAUUUUAAAAACAAUCUGCUGAUAACUUUACAGGUUAUCUUCAUGAUCCAAGAUGAUGUUUUAUUUCCUGGACUACAGCCAGUUUUGUUCCUAGUACAAUAUGUAGUAAUUAAUAUCUAAACUGGGAAGCUUCUGCUGUCUCUAGAACAAGACCCCCACCUUUCCCUUCCUCAUAUAAUUAUUCUUUUUCUCUUUACUGGGCAUUUUUAUUUAGGAAUAGAAAGUAAAUUUCAUAGCAACUGAAAGGCAAAAAAAUUCUUUUGUUAUUGAAAUGUAAUGGAGGACCUCUUGCAUGGACUUCUGAUGAGCUGCUCUGCUUAAGCCUUGGGAGAUCAUUUUGGUAUGGUGGACAGAACAGUCUUCCUGAUUUUGGAGGUGCUGUCUCUGGCUCCUCUCUGGUUUCAGCAGAAGCAGGAGACAAGAACAAUGCAGUAGUCACCACACACACACAGUUUCACUUUCUGUGGUUUCAGUUACCCACAACCAGGGUCAGAAAAUAUUAAAUGGAAAUUCUAGGAAUAAGUAACUCGUAAGUUUUAAAUUAUUUGCCAUUCCAAGCAACAUGAUGAAAUCUCACACUGUCCCACUCUUUCCCACCCAGGGACUCAUGCCCCGGUUCAGUGUAUUCACCUCACUUCUUCUCAUCACAUAGGCAUUGUACCAUCUCACAUCAUCACUAGAAAAAGGGAGAUUGCAGUACAAUAAGAUAUUUUCAGAGGGAGAGACCACAUUCACAUUGUUUUU